This is a messenger RNA of Syzygium oleosum, 1743 nucleotides long. Its product is annotated as pectate lyase-like. NCBI's taxonomy places the organism in Eukaryota, Viridiplantae, Streptophyta, Magnoliopsida, Myrtales, Myrtaceae. Bases 119 to 1438 code for a protein of 439 amino acids. Gene Ontology annotation, molecular function: pectate lyase activity. The transcript has 4 exons. The record is from RefSeq and is a predicted model, not a curated record.
CGAGCCGACACCGCAUGAACUCUGCCCAGUUUCUCCAAACUCGUGGCAGGUUCAGAAAAAGUCGCAAAUUCUCUCUUCCUUUUUUUUGUUUUUCUGAAGUAGUUUAGUAGGUACAACAAUGGUAGAAAUGAAUAGGCAAGUUUGCUGCUUCUUGUUCUUCUUGUCGUUCGCCGCCCUCGUCCCGUCCCUCAGAGCGAACAUCAGGGACUUUGAUGAGUACUGGCAAAAGCGGGCCGAGGAGGCCCAGAAGGAUGCGCUCGACGCGUAUGACCCUCACCCCGAGUCCGUCACCGAUUACUUCAACGCGAAAGUCGACAAGGCCGUGAGGGGCAACAACAGCACAAGAAGGCAGCUAGGAAAGUACAAAGGGCCAUGCUUGGCUACCAACCCUAUCGAUAGAUGCUGGCGGUGCAACCGGAAUUGGGCUCGCAACAGGAAGAGACUCGCCGAUUGCGUCCUCGGUUUCGGCAGGAAGACCCGCGGGGGCAAGUAUGGGAGGUACUACGUCGUGACCAAAUCGUCUGACGACGACAUGGUCAACCCUAAGCCCGGAACCCUACGCCACGCCGUGGUCCAGAAGGGCCCGCUCUGGAUCAUCUUCGCCCGCAGCAUGGUGAUCAGGCUCAACCAGGAGCUCAUCAUGACGAGCGACAAGACUAUCGAUGCCCGGGGGGCCAACGUCCACAUCGCCUACGGUGCCGGCAUCACCAUCCAGUUCAUCAGGAACGUGAUCAUCCACGGCCUCCACAUCCACGACAUCGUCAGGGGUUCUGGGGGGCUGAUCAGGGACGCGUUCAACCACGUUGGGCUCAGGACGCAGAGCGACGGCGACGGCAUCUCCAUCUUCGGCGCCAGCAACGUGUGGAUCGACCACGUGUCGAUGUCGGCGUGCUCGGACGGGCUCAUCGACGCCAUCCAGGGGUCGACCGCCAUCACCAUCUCCAACUGCCAUUUCACCAAUCACAACGAGGUGAUGUUGUUUGGGGCAAGUGAUGGGUACUCACAGGACCAGAUAAUGCAAAUAACGGUGGCGUUCAAUCACUUUGGGAGGGGAUUGGUGCAGAGGAUGCCAAGGUGCAGGUGGGGAUUCUUUCAUGUGGUGAACAAUGACUACACUCACUGGCUCAUGUAUGCCAUUGGCGGCAGUCAACACCCCACCAUCAUAAGCCAGGGCAACAGAUUCAUUGCUCCUCCAAAUGUGGCUGCUAAAGAGGUGACCAAGAGGGACUAUGCGACGCAAGACCAGUGGAAGAACUGGCUGUGGAAGUCGGAGGGAGACCUGAUGAUGAACGGAGCCUUCUUCGUCCCUUCUGGGAACCUGAGGGCGAGGCUCCCGUUCUCUCGGCACGACAUGAUCAAGGCGAAGCCGGGGACGUACGUGCGGCGGCUGACUCGCUUCUCCGGCUCGCUCGGGUGCAGAGUUGGCAGGCCUUGUUAGAGAGAGAGAGAGAGAGAGAGAGAGAGAGAGAGAGAGUUCUUAAGAUUUCUUUGUCCUGUUUUUAGUAUGAAACAGAGGCUCAGGUCGAUUGUGCUGUUUGAAUUCCUCUGCUUGACAAAAGGGGUUGGACACAAGAGAGCUCCUAAUGCUAGUCCCUCUGUUUUGCUCUUCUUCUUCUUCUCUUUGUGGGAGAGAAUAUACAAGAAAGAUUGAGAUGGAGUAAAUGGUGAAACAUAUGGUAAUAUUUGUAACCAAAGAAAAGGAAACAUAUGCUAAUAUUAAUUAAUAAUUUCCUAUUUUUCCCA